AUGGAAUACACAUACCCUCCAACAUACAACACCCAAGGCUGGGAGGAAAGUCUUUCCUUGAUGUCACAAGGGCGGUUCGCCUCUACCGAUGUCGAUGCUGGCAACCUCUCCGCCAGCUACCCCUUCCUCGCCGCGGAAUAUCCGGCACAACAAACAAUGGCUCGACGUCUGGACGAUUUCUACCGACCGCCUGAGCCCGCAUGGACAUUGUCCCUCCCCCAUCUUGGCUACAUGGUCGCUGGGGCCUCUCAUGUCGGCGGAGGCGACAUCUACGUCUCCCAGCAAAUGCCGCCGGCUGGGGGAAGUUAUCGCCAGGCAGCACCAAUUGCCUGCGAGCCUACUGAUGGCGAGUCCUUUCCAGUCCAACAAGGGCCGGCGCCAGCGUACUGCGGCCCAUCUCAUGCCGUACAACCUCAGAGCAGCGACAUACAGCUGAUGGGGCAACAUAUCGCCAGCUCGGGCGUGCGGCAGCAUCACCUCAAGAGGGAGGCAACGUUCCCCGUGCCAUCAUCUCAGGCGAGUAUGGGUGGGGAGGUCGCAGCCAGGACCACCAUCUCCGCAAGGCGAUGGCGUCCGAUCCUGCCUCGGCCAGCGGGCACUGUUCCGACUCAGGCGGGCAGCUUCGAGGGGAAUACCCUUGACCAUGCAACAAUGACACCAAGAAAGUCCCUUCGCAGGAAGACUCCUGCGAACAGGAUCAGUCCCAAGGCUGUAAAGGCGUUGGGCAAGGGGAAAUCCCGCGCGAGGACCGCAACGCCGGUUCCCAGGACGGGAAGAAAGGAGACGCCGUACCUCGGUGCGAAGCACAGAUGCGAUACCUGCAGGAAGGCAUUCGGGCGCAAGUACGAGAGGGCGCGACAUAUGAAGUGGGGAGCCGCACACAGGGUGGGAUCGAUCGCAUGCGACCAGUACAACAAGACAUUCAGUCGGCCGGACUCGCUCAGGAAUCACCAGCGCGCAGCCCAUGACUGA
Messenger RNA from Heterobasidion irregulare TC 32-1, 972 nucleotides. RefSeq lists its product as uncharacterized. The transcript has 3 exons. Lineage: Eukaryota; Fungi; Basidiomycota; Agaricomycetes; Russulales; Bondarzewiaceae. The record is from RefSeq and is a predicted model, not a curated record. Bases 1 to 972 code for a protein of 323 amino acids.